AAUCUCGUACCUCAUAUAAGCCGACCCAUGACUCGACAGCGUCGAAUAUCUCUGUUCAAAGUGCUUCUACAGAGCAGACAUCCGUACAUGGGGAUACGCGUUCUCAACGUUCCGAUGAUACCUCUGCCAGCUUAUUUAUGCGCCUGGCUGUUCCACCAUCGGAAAUGGCUCCACCUUCGCCAUCGAGACAAUAUUUCAUUGCGAGCGAUAUCUUAGCUGGCAUUGAACCACGCAUGUCUCUUCAGACAUUCAGGACGAUGACACGACCUCUAUUCUCCGACCAAUGCUUAUGCAUCAGUUGCGGGACCGACUUUCAAAGUGUCCAAGCAAUGCCAAUUACCGUCCGAUCCGCUAUUCAUGGAAAUCUCACAUGUUGCUGUGAGAAAUGCGGCGUUGAAUUUUGUCACGGGUGCCGUCGUCCACGGAAUUGGUGCGAAAAGCCUGAUGGCUGCGUACCUCGGAUCGCUACUGCGAUUUUUCGGCUACUGAGUCUCAUUGACAUUGAGCUCCUCAGGAUUGGGGGUCCUGAACGUCUCAACGAACUGUUCGCAAAUAGCGGAAAGCGACAAAUGGUAGCCAAUGCGUUAUCUAUGAUGGUAACUUACCUGAACAAUUCGAUGCAUGCGCGGCAUUACUAUCUCCCUCACCUCAUCAAUCUGUCGCUCCUUCCUGUGAUCUUCGAAUACCUCCUUGAACGUCCUCCCAAACUGUGGAUAGAGACAGGGGCAACUGAAAAUCUCUACCGUCAGAUGCUUGCAUUUCUCACGAUAUGUCUCGAUGUGGGGAGUGGAGAAAUUCUCCUUCAACAACGAGGUCGAAUUAUCCGGCAUAGUGGCUUGUACGCAAUGAUGCAAGACAUGGGAGGGAUCACAUGGGACCAUUCAGCACCGGUUAGAUCAUUUGCCGAUGUUGUUGAAGAAAUCUAUACGAGUGAUUUCAUGAAGGAAGCAGAGGAAUAUAUCUCUAGGUCUCGAUACCUUUUCGACCAUCUUAGCGAACGUGUGAAUCAUCUCAAACACCUAUUCGAGGGAGUUGAUAGGUUGCGUACCAUAGACGAUGGUGGGAAAUCCGUUAUGGCUCGACGCUCCAACAUCGAUGUAAUAAUGUAGUGGGUAUGAGAAGCUUAUGCUCUGGGAAACAUUCCUGAUUGCAUUUUUUUUGUGAACGUCGGGUUCAGGUGUCAACGAGACGUCGGAUGGCGUUCGUUACUCCAUUCGUCAAAUUCGUAACACGCUCACUCCGCCUGAAAAGAAAUUACGGUGGCAGCCUUCAUGGGGUAAUUUGAACACGGAGCACAUACUGGAAUAGCAAGAACCUCAGUGCCGCUCUCGGUGCCGUUUAUCGAGGAGAUGUGGGGGCAGCAAAUUUCGCCUUGGAAAUCUAGCUCAAUGAUAUACUC
This is a messenger RNA of Desarmillaria tabescens, 1399 nucleotides long. RefSeq lists its product as uncharacterized. Bases 138 to 1109 code for a protein of 323 amino acids. NCBI's taxonomy places the organism in Eukaryota, Fungi, Basidiomycota, Agaricomycetes, Agaricales, Physalacriaceae. The record is from RefSeq and is a predicted model, not a curated record. The transcript has 3 exons.